AUGGCUUUAUCAAAUUAUGAAUAUGAUCGUCAAUGGAAGAAUAUAUUACCAAUAGGCUUCCAUUUUGUGCCAACGGAUGAAGAAUUGGAUAUGUAUUUGAAACUUAAAGGUUCUAAUGGUUAUAUUCCACCUGGAAUUUUUACUGAUCUUGAUAUUUAUGAAUAUGAACCUCAUCAACUAUCUGGGUUUGCUGAAAAACAUUGGAAUGGACGUAUGUAUUUCUUUACUUUAUCAAAAAAGAAGUUUGGUAAUGGAAAUAAAAUUGCAAGAAAUUUACAUUCAGGAAAAGGUUAUUGGAAAUCUACACAAGCACGUAAAGAUAUAGCAAAAACCAAUAAUACAAUUGGAACAAAAACUCCUCUUGCCUACUUUAAAUCAAGUCCAAAUAAUUCAAAAGGCAAAAAAACUUCUUGGCUUAUGUCAGAGUAUAGAUUUCCUACCAAUUCUCCACUACUAAACAAUGAGUCAGAUUAUGAGUUAACACUUUGUGUGAUAUACGAUCAAAGUCGAAAGAAGAAUGACGACGACAACGAUAACGAUAAUGACAAUGAUAAUGAUAAUGACGAUGAUCAAAUUUUUAAUAAAUCAUCGUGGUCAGAUGAACAUUCUUCUUCGUUGCAACAAUAUCAACCACUCAUAAAUAUUACUGACAUUGCUUCCACUUCAACCAUGCAACCAAGUUUUUCUCAUCAACUACCCUAUGGUGUUUUGGACAAUUUUGAUAAUAAUUAUUCAAAUGGACAAAAUCAUGAUUUUCAUGGAUAUGAUCCAAAUAUAUAUCCAUAUCUCAAUUAUGACAACUUUACUUAUAUAGGAGAUGAGAAAAUAGGUGAUAUUUCAAAUAGUAAUCUUGUUGAUUCUAUUGAUCAAAAUACAUUGGAAAUAUGUGUGGCUCCAGUUUCUCAAGAUGAUCAAAGACCAUCAACUGAUAACCAAGAUUAUGAUCAUCAACAACUGAAGAUGAAGAAGAUCAAAAGAUAG
This is a messenger RNA of Solanum verrucosum, 981 nucleotides long. RefSeq names its product NAC domain-containing protein 83-like. The record is from RefSeq and is a predicted model, not a curated record. Bases 1 to 981 code for a protein of 326 amino acids. Gene Ontology annotation, biological process: regulation of DNA-templated transcription. Gene Ontology annotation, molecular function: DNA binding. The transcript has 3 exons. Lineage: Eukaryota; Viridiplantae; Streptophyta; Magnoliopsida; Solanales; Solanaceae.